AUGGCUUUCAAGAUACGAUCGAAUUUGAAGAAACAAAACGUCUUACCAAAGACGACCAAGCCUAAAAACGUUACUUUUGACCCUCCCGCCGCAGAGAAGGUCCCAAUAAGCGAUAUGUACGCUUUCUCUCGUGAACAAGCUCGCAACAAGAAUAAGGCGCCAAAUGACACCACACCGUCCGAUUGGGUCACUCCAAAGAAGGUGGCGAGUGUCGGCCGCAUGGCCGGAGGCAAGCAGACCUCUUCCAAGGCUCCUGCUGCUUCCAAAGGUCCAAAGAACCAGUUCGAGUGCUUAUCACCUUCAGAGAACACAAAGAGAAAGAGGAGUUCCCACCGCAAGAACAAACCACUUUUAACCGCCAAUGCUCAUCCUGAUGCCAAGGCGGCUGCCCAGCAUGCUUACGGCGCCCACAGCAACAAAAAAGAAGCACCUGCUGUUGCUCCUUUCAAGGCAAAGCUUCACAUUAUCUGCCCUAAGCAUGCAAAAGAAGCCCAGGAGGCCCAGAAGGUUCCCAAACAGGCGCCAAAAUACUCAGAAGUAGCCGCCGGCAAAGCUACCACUAAGCAGCCUUCCUCCAAGGCUCCAAUUAAGGUUUACCUCCAAGUCGGUGUCAAAACCAAGGAUUCUCCGAACCCUAUAGUUAACACCAAGGUAGACCAGAAGGCAGGUAAAAUGUCUCGUUCGCACGACAUUUUGGCUGCGAAAGCUCCACAGCAGCCAUAUAAUGCCGCUAAGCAUAAUGUAAAGAACCUUCCGUGCGCCUCAGAAAAAAGGCUGGUUCCUAAACCCAGCGUGAAGAAGAAUUUGGUGAAGGAUGUUUUUGAAGGAGAGAAGAAGCCACAGGUGAAGGUUCACGACAUUAGCGACAUUAAACCUCUUGAUAAGAGCAGCUGGCCUGCACUUGAGAGGAAGGCUCCAGUUAAGGUUCCUCAGGUCCAGGUAGCUCCCAAGGUUGUCCUGGCUCCUAAGAUUAGUCAGGUGUCGAAGAAUCCUAAAGCAGGGAAGAAUGUGAAGAUUAAGGAUUCUCAGAAAGCCAGGGCUCCUAAGGUUGCUGAUGCUCCUAAGGUUACUCAGACAGUCAAGCCUUCUCAGACAGUCAAGCCUUCCCAGGCCCCCAAGGCCCCUAAGGCCCCUAUGGCCCCUAAGGCUACCAAGACUACUAAUGUCCCUCAAGACGUCCAGUCUGCCAAGACUACUCAGCCAGUGAAGGCUCCACAGGUUUCACAGGCUCCUGUUGCUGGGACUACUUGGGCUUCCAAGAUUGCUCAGAAGAUCAAGGCAUGCAAGGCAAGUAAGACUCCCAAGGAUGUCAAAACCACGAAGGAUGUCAAGGCUGUUAAGACUCAACCACCAAAGACAGUGAAGGCGCCCCAGGCAAUUAAGGUUACAGAAGUUCUUCCUGUUAAACCAGUCAAGGCUCCAAGGCCAACGAAGACUUCCCAGAUAUUGGAGGUUCCUAAGGUUCCUAACUCUACUAGGGUUCCCAUCAUCACUGCCCUUCUGAAACAGCCUUACUACUGGUCUACCAAGGACGGGUUUGUUCCUUUGACUGACUUUAACGUUGAACACUUGUUGUACAGCAGGUACAUCACCGAAGAGCAAGGUCCUUCAGGCCUCGGCUGCUCUAAGCACAUGGAAAGACCUAAGCAGAAGUCGAAGUCGUCAAAGUCGUCAAAGCAAAAGCUGGUAAAGCCUAAGAAAGCUCCUGUCAUGUCUAAGAAGUUUGGAAAAGCUCGUAUUUCUUCCUCGCCAGAUGAUGCUGGCAGUUCUUUUGAAGAAGUCGAGCGUUCCCGGCUUGUCAUAGCAGGAUCUUCCAAGGCUUCCCAGAGUCAGCUCAAGAAAGAGAAAAGGAAAACCAAUUCCACUAAAGAAGAGUCUCCAAAACCUUCCAAGGUCCCAGAGUCUCCAAAGUUGGUCUCGAUUGCCACUCUUGGUUCUCCUUUCACCUCGCCAGAGCCCAAGCCUGUUUCCGUUUCACCACAUCAACUGUCGUCACCUUCACCUUCUCCAAAGACACCGGUUGCGUCGCUGCUGCCAUUGUCGUUGCCUCCCGCCUGCCUGGCUUUCGACUACUUUACUGACGGUUUGAACGAUCUCGUUGCAAACCCAUGGACUUCUGUUGUUUCAGCUCCACGCCCUUCGCCACCUGUCUUUGCUGACACUGCAGUAGAAACACCUUACUCGUCUGUCGAGUGCUCUCUGCCCAAGUCAGCUGGUGUUGAAGUUGUUGAUGUUCCUGAGGAAAAGACGUUCAGUCUUCAAGUCCCAAGAUGUGAAUCGCUGUGUGCUUCUGAUGUUGCCUCUCUUCUUGCGUUGCCCAUUGAGGUAGUUAAGGAGGCUACUGAGACACUUUUCAAUGUUCCAUCAGAGGCAGAGACUAACGUUGACGUUGACGCUGAUGCUUCUUUUAUUCCCGACUUACUGCCUCCUUCUGCCCUGGUUAGUGAAGCCGUGGAACCCGAGAAGCUGUCGAAGCCUUGUACUGUUGCUGAAGCAGUACACUUGGAGCCAUCUGUUGUUCUUACUCCUCCUAAGAAGUCUAAAUCUUCUUCUAAGUCUGUUCAUGUGAAGGCCGCUGGUGCCAUUCAGACUUCGAAGGUUGAAACUUCCCAGGUUCCUACUCCAGAGACAACUCCUUCCAAGGAUAAGAAAGAAGCUUCUUCAUCGGUGACUCUUCCCUCGCCAGAGCUCUCUCCUUCCAGUCCGUCAACUUCUCAGUCUUCUACCAAGAAGAAGUCACAUUCCGUUACCGAGCCAGUUACUCCUAAACCAGCUCCAGUGCCUUCUUCUCUUCCUUCUCCUGCUGCUUCCCCAGAAAAGAAGCUUUCGGCUGUUGAGGCCUUGAAGCAGAAGCUCAAUGAGAAGGCUAAUGACAAUUCUGUCCGCAAGGCUCAUAUUUAUACCAACUCGAAGCAAGUCCUGAUCAAGAGCAAGAUCAGCAGCUUAGAUGGCUUCUUUGAGGAUGGUGGUUUGAAAAAGCCCGAGGUAAAGGAAUCGUUAUUGGCGAAGAAGACUGAUAAGGUAAGCAACGUUGGAAAGGUUACUAAGAAGGCAGAAACUACGGAAAAGGUUAACAAGACAGAGACAUCAUCUAAAAAGACAGAAACGGCGCCUACUGUACUGAAACUGUCACUGGAACCAGCAAAGGCUCCCUCUACUCCAGAGUCUUCGGUACCUCCAUUGUCUCCUGUCGUUGAUUUCACUCCUGUUGAUGCCACUCCUGUUGAUGCUGCUGACAAGCCUGUGCCUACUUCCGAACCUGAACCUACUUCCGAACCUGAGCAGCCUUCUGCCCAGAGAAGAGAUGCUGAGGCUGCUGCUCGUGCUAAGGCUGAGAAGAAACAGCAGUUAGCCAAGAGGCUUGCCGCCUUGAAACAGAAGAUGGACUCUGACACAGCCAAGCCGUUGCCUAAGAAGGAGGUGGAACCAGUUAAGGAGAUCCCUCCUGCUCCUCCAUUGCCAAAUGACCUUUUCGAUUCUUGUUCAGAGCCUUGUGACUCUGAAUCGUCUUCUGGUAAAUCUGUUUCGCUUUCCCGUGAGUCUAGUGUCUUGUCGACUUCUCUGGAUAACGGUCUGAGUCUGGAGGCUUCUCCUUCACCCUCUCCUGAACCAGAAGUCCAACGAACCGUUUCCACUGAGCCUUCUUCACUUGAUCCUUCUCCUGAGCCUGAAUCUUCUCCUAAAGUGUCUAAUCCAGUUGUUUCUAUUCCAAAAGAAAAGACUCCAGAAGAGGAGACUACUGUUCUUUCUAAGGAUGAGAAGAAGGCUCAAUUAAAGCAAAGACUCGCCGCUUUGAAGGCCAAGAUGGAAGCUGAAGCUCCAAAGAAACCAACCAAAGCAGAAACCUCUUCUUUGUUGUCUGAUACUGUUAAGACCCCUGUUAUUCCUCCUGCUCCUGCCUUCCCUGAAGGUCUUUUUGAUUCGGAUAAAGGUGAGUCUGACACAGUCCCAGAGGUUCCUGUCCAAGUUAUUGAACUUGUUUCUGAUGUUCCCGUUGAAGCUGUCACUCCUGUUGAAGCUGCUGUUGUUUCCACUCCUACUACCGAAACUCCAGUUGCUUCUGAAGCUUCGAAGGAAGAGAAGAAGGCUGCUUUAAAGAAAAGACUUGCUGCCUUGAAACAAAGAAUGGCAGCUGAGGCUCCUCAAAAGCCUGUAAAGAAGGAAGCUCAUACUCCAGCUGAACCUGCUGCUCCUAAGGUUCCUGAAGCUCCUCCUUUACCUGCCAACCUUUUCGAAACAGUUCUUCCACCUCCCGUUGGUCUUCCUGCUACUUCUGAACCUCCUGUUGUUCCAAAAUCUACAGCCAAUGAACCUUCUUCUCCUGUUCCAAUUGUCCAGCCUCUGUCUGAUGUUUCUACUUCCCAGACUGAGGGCCUUUCUAAAGAAGAGAAGAAGGCACAGUUAAAGAAGAGACUUGCCGCCUUGAAGAAUAAAAUGGCCAAUGAGGCCCCAUCAAAGGGUACUACUAAAAGCAAAGAUGAACCAAAGAAACGCAAGGAGAGCAUUCCGGAAGCUCCUCCUUUGCCCAAAGAACUUAUGGAUGUGAACCCACCGGUGUCUCUGGAGACUGUUAGUCCCCCUCCUCCUCCAGCUUCAUCGAUUCCUCCACCUCCACCACCUCCACCUCCAUCUUUGCUUCCUGUUGGUCCUCCACCACCUCCUGCCCUUCCAGCAAGUAUUCUUCCAGCUGCGUCUGAGACUCCAGAUGAGCCCGAAGAUCCAACGGCUCCUUCUGAAGCUUACCUUGAAUUGGAAGCUAAGCUUUCUGCCAAAAAGAAGAAGAGCGUCGAUUUAUCUACCAUCAGCGACCACAUUCCUGACUACUCGAAGAAGACGAACUUUUCUUCAAAGAUGCUGAAGAUGGCUUCCAAACUCGAGGCCUUCCUUCUCGCUGAUGGUAGGUUAUCUGUGGAUGGUCCUGUUACACCUAUGAAUCUUCCCAAGCCAAAGAAAGCGUCUCUUCUUUCCAAGGACGAGGUGCCUAAGAAGAAACAUAACGGCAAGAACGCUGCCAUCUUGAACAAACUCGAGGGUCUUUUCAAAGACCGCCUUGACGAGAAUAAUGGUGUUGCGGAACCCAAAACCCCCAAAGUGUCCAAGUUCCAUAUCGACAUGGACCUGACUGAAGUGUUCAUUCCUCCUUCCCAUCCUAACUUUCCAAAACCAGCUGCUGGCCUGGGCACGGCCCCUCCACCUCCACCACCCCCUCCACCUGGUUUCUUGACUAAUGGGAAUGGCAAUGGUAAUGUUCCACCUCCACCACCACCACCUCCUCCAGCCUUCUUGAUGGCCAGUGGUGCACCUCCACCGCCACCACCGCCACCACCAGCUUUCCUUACCAAUUCAGCAGCACCACCUCCUCCUCCACCCCCGCCAGGGUUCCUUAUGGACGCUGCUGGACCACCACCUCCUCCACUGAAUGUUCCCUUGAAGAAGAAGAACCUUCCCAGUGUUAAGUGUGUCCAUGGAUCUUUCGAAGAUAAGAGAAAGGCAUUUGGUGCUUUCUUCUCUGCUCAUCCUAUGAAGAAGACGGCUCCACCUCCACGGAUUGAGGCUCCCAAGAGGAAGGUGUUUACUCAGGAUGAACUUGACAAGAUGACGCCGUUUGAGAGGACCAGGGUUACGAUUGAAGGCCAUUUACAAGAUCUUGUUCGUGAGGGCAAGGCAAACAAGAACAACACUCCAAAGGACAACAACUUGAACAAGCACGCUGGACGUGGUGCUGUUCCUUUCAUGUGUACUAUUGUUUAG
Messenger RNA from Candidozyma haemuli, 5751 nucleotides. RefSeq lists its product as uncharacterized. The record is from RefSeq and is a predicted model, not a curated record. NCBI's taxonomy places the organism in Eukaryota, Fungi, Ascomycota, Pichiomycetes, Serinales, Metschnikowiaceae. The transcript is spliced from 2 exons. The coding region runs from base 1 to 5751 and encodes 1916 amino acids.